Topomyia yanbarensis is the source of this 348-nucleotide messenger RNA. Its product is annotated as thioredoxin-like protein 1. NCBI's taxonomy places the organism in Eukaryota, Metazoa, Arthropoda, Insecta, Diptera, Culicidae. The transcript is spliced from 2 exons. The record is from RefSeq and is a predicted model, not a curated record. Bases 1 to 348 code for a protein of 115 amino acids.
AUGCGGGGUGCAGACAUUAAUGGACUUGAAGCCAAAAUACAGAAACAUUACGUCGCCAGCUUGUAUGAAUCUGGAGAAGAUUACGGUCAUGGAAUGUUGGACUUGAACACCUUCAUCCAGAAGAACCAAUGCGAAUGUUUGAACGAAUCGAACGACCACCCGAUGGUGAAUGCGCUCAGUUUCAGCGGUGGUCAUCUGGUGUCCGAUUGUAACGAACAGUUGAUCAUUUCGAUUACCUUCAAUCAGCUGGUCAAAAUCAGUGCCAUCAAGUUCAAAGCAUCGCCCUCUCACGCACCGAAAAAAGAUAGGGAGCGGGAUGUGAGAUACGACUUCAGCCAAUCCACAUAA